GACAUCCGCUUCCUAGUCCUGUCAGGGCAGCGGCGCUUAGCCAGACAAAUAGACUUGUUUGAGGCUUUAGAGAUCAUCUCAACGAUGGCUGAUUUUGAAGAACAACUCACCGAGGAGGAGAAGGUCCGCAUUGCGGCUAACUUUGUCCUCCAUGCCCCACCAGGAGAGUUCAAUGAAGUCUUCAAUGAUGUUAGACUACUCCUCAACAAUGACAAUCUGCUUAGGGAGGGUGCAGCACAUGCCUUUGCACAGUACAACAUGGAUCAGUUCACUCUGGCCAAAAUAGAUGGUCAGGAGGAUCAGAUUCUCAUCACCGAGCACGGAGACCUGGGCCACGGGCGGUUCUUCGACCCCCGCAGCAGGCAGUCUUUCAAGUUCGACCACCUGAGGAAGGAGGCCAGCGACCCCCAGCCCCACGAGGGCGAGGCAGGCCUGCAGGCCUGGAGAGACGCCUGUGACGACGCCCUCAGGGCCUACGUCAAGGAGCACUACCCCAGCGGAGUCUGCACCGUUUAUGGGAAAACCAUUGAUGGCCAGAAAACCAUUAUUGCCUGCAUCGAAGGCCAUCAGUUUCAACCCAAAAACUUCUGGAAUGGCCGUUGUCGGUCUGAAUGGAAGUUCAGCGUCUCCCAGUCCACCGCUCAGGUUGUGGGAGUCCUGAAAAUACAGGUGCAUUACUAUGAGGAUGGAAACGUGCAGCUGGUCAGUCACAAAGACAUCCAGGAGUCCAUGACGGUCAACAAUGAAACUCAAGCUGCAAAGGAGUUUGUGAAAAUCAUUGAAGAUCAAGAGAAUGAAUACCAGACGGCCAUCAGUGAGAACUACCAGACCAUGUCUGACACCACCUUCAAGGCUCUACGCCGCCAGCUGCCAGUCACACGCACCAAGAUCGACUGGAACAAGAUCCUCAGCUACAAGAUCGGCAAGGAGAUGCAGAACGCCUAGAGACGUCUGCCCUGCGCCUAGUGUUACUGUACGAACUGACAAACAGAGAGGGAAAAGGAGAGAGAGGGAGGUAGAGAGAAAGGGGAGGGAGGGAGGGGGGAAAGAGAAAGGGAGG
Molecule: messenger RNA, 1060 nt
Organism: Hypomesus transpacificus
Lineage: Eukaryota; Metazoa; Chordata; Actinopteri; Osmeriformes; Osmeridae
Product: F-actin-capping protein subunit alpha-1-like
Exons: 10
Coding region: 85-945 (286 amino acids)
Biological process (GO): actin cytoskeleton organization; barbed-end actin filament capping
Cellular component (GO): F-actin capping protein complex; actin cortical patch
Molecular function (GO): actin filament binding
Source: RefSeq, a predicted model, not a curated record